This is a messenger RNA of Archocentrus centrarchus (flier cichlid), 3251 nucleotides long. RefSeq names its product netrin 4 (gene ntn4). The coding region runs from base 401 to 2281 and encodes 626 amino acids. Gene Ontology annotation, biological process: animal organ morphogenesis; tissue development; basement membrane assembly. The record is from RefSeq and is a predicted model, not a curated record. NCBI's taxonomy places the organism in Eukaryota, Metazoa, Chordata, Actinopteri, Cichliformes, Cichlidae. The transcript is spliced from 10 exons. Gene Ontology annotation, molecular function: protein binding. Gene Ontology annotation, cellular component: laminin trimer.
ACUACACCACCUCCGCGUCUCCGUGCGCUGCUUAGAAGCAGAUCUGCGGGCAGCGGGCGCGCACUGCAGGGAGAUGAACCACGCUGCAGGUCCCGGAGCAGCAGACGAGCUGGGCAGACCCGUUCACUUUUCCUCCUCGGCUCUUCUCCUCUCUCUGCGGGACAUCUCGCACCGUCCGGGAUCAUGCUGUUCCUUCAUACGGCUGAGUUAUCAUCGCCUUAUUGGAUCGCAGCUGAGUGAAAGAGAAAGUCCACACUGGAUCUGAACCCUGCGCACUUGUCUUGUUUUUUUAAACUUUGCCACUGUGUAUGAGCUCCUUGAUUUCAGAAUAACUCCAGCGGAUUUUUUGGCACACUUUUCUCCCUCACAUAUUUUGGAUUAUUCCCGCACUGAAGGAGAUAUGUUGCUUUUAUUCGUGGUCAGCCUGGCCGUGUUGUCAGAUGCAGGUGUGUCUGUGGUGGUGUUUAAUGCAGGUGUGGCCCCUCGCUGUGAGAACCGCGCCUGCAACCCCCGCAUGGGGAACCUCGCCCUGGGUCGCCGGGUGCUGACGCAGACAGUCUGUGGCAACAACGGCACCGAGCUCCACUGCUCCUACUCCGACCCCGACGCCAACUUGGCUUGCAGCGCCGCCAAGUGCGCCAAAUGCAACGCCGGCCUGCCCCACCUGUCACACCUGGCCGGGGCAAUGUCCGACUCCUCCUUCCGCCACCCGAACACCUGGUGGCAGUCAGCCGAAGGGGUGGAGUCAGAGAUGGUGCAGCUGGACCUGGAGACAGAGUUCUACUUCACGCAUCUCAUUGUGGUGUUUCGCUCACCGAGGCCUGCUGCCAUGACUCUGGAGCGCUCACAGGACUUCGGGCAAACCUGGAGGAUGCUGCAGUACUUCGCCACCAACUGCAGCGCUGCGUUCAGGUUGGAGGAGGGAAAGGCAGGCGUCGGUGAGGAUGGAGCCACCUGCACAUCCAAGUACUCCGGUGCCUACCCCUGUAACCGCGGAGAGGUGAUCUAUCGAACCCUUCCGAAGUGGGAGUCGCUGGAUCCUUAUGGGCUGAAGGGCCAGCAGCAGCUGAAGGUGACCAACAUCCGCAUCCGGCUGCUGAAGCAUCAGAAGUGUCCCUGCCAGGCCAAAGACCUUGUCUCAGCACACGAAGCCCUCCCCACCCGACACUUCGCCAUCUAUGACCUGAUAGUGAAGGGGAGCUGCUUCUGUAACGGCCAUGCCGAUCAUUGUAUCCCCGCGCCGGGAUACCAGCCCAUCAGAGACCGGACCAACCACGUGGUCCAUGGGAAGUGUGUGUGCAGACACAAUACUGCAGGUGAUCACUGCGAGCGCUGCGCUCCUCUCUACAACGACAGACCGUGGCAGCCCGCCGACGGACUGACUGGGGCACCGCAUGAAUGUCGGAAGUGUAAGUGUAAUGGACACGCUCAGAGCUGCCACUUUGAUUGGACGGCGUGGCGAGAGUCUGGCCAGCGAAGUGGAGGCGUCUGUGAUUGUUUACACAACACCGAAGGGCGACAGUGCGAGAAAUGCAUGCCGGGCUUUUACAGAGAUCCCCACCGACCUCACGCCGCCCCCGACUCCUGCAAACCAUGUGACUGUCACCCCAUGGGCUCCGUGCCCUUCCACUUGGCAGAUGGCUCGCUCUGUGACCCCUCCAAUGGGAACUGCAUCUGCAAACCAGGCAUCGGUGGAGCCCACUGCGACAGGUGCAUGGUGGGAUACUGGGGCUUUCACGAAUAUGGCUGCCGUCCCUGUGACUGCGCAGGAGACUGUGAUCCAUUUACUGGAGACUGCAUGUUUGGCGCCGAUCUGGAGUUGUUCCACCUGGACAGAAACUCCAGCGAGUCCGUCAGGAUCUUCAGAACAGAUGAACUCUUCUCUGCUCUCCACUUAGAGAAGUGUGAGUGCCAAGAGCAAAGCCUGACCAACAGUAAACUCUUCUGCACCAGGAAUUAUGCAUACGUGCUGAAGGUGAGAGUACUGACAGCUCACGAUAAGGGCUCCCAUGCCGAGGUGGAGGUCAAAGUUCAGAAGGUGCUCAGUCAGAACACCAAAAUGAAGAUACAGCGAGGUCGGGUCACCCUUUACCCCGAGUCCUGGACUGCACGAGGCUGCACCUGCCCUAUCCUCAAUCCAGGAGUCGAGUACCUGGUGGCGGGUCAUUUGGAUCGUAAGCAGGGCCGCCUCUUGGUCAACAUGAAGAGCUUCGUCAAGCCUUGGAAAGCUAGCCUGGGCCGCAAGGUUCUCACACUUCUCAAGAAAGACUGCAACUGGUAGACGUGUGUUAAGAAACAACACCGGAGGGAGAGGUGACGUGACGGAUGAGACUGUUUUUAACUAAACAGAGCGGUGGAUUUGCAGUUUCCCGUCUUCCAGGUGUGGAUUACUGGGUCGCACAGGUCUGAGAGCAGGAUUUGAGGGACGGGACUAAGAUGAUUGAAGCCCUACGUGUCUCCACUGCUGAUAGCUCAAAGCUAAUGGCGGACUGCACAAGCUAAAAGCACGCAGGACGUAAUUUUAUUAAGACACGUCUGUCUCGCGUCUGUCUCUCAUUCUUACAUUCUCCUGUAGGAUUCAAGCAAACAUUUCCUUUGCUGUUGCUGCUGCAGCUCAAGAAAUUAAAGGAAUUCAGCGGCGUGUCCGAGAACUGAGCGACACUUCUUCUUCCUCUGCAGCACUUUAUCCUCAGAUGGACUGAGGGAAUACGGACACACAAAGAGAGGAGGAUUAAUAACACACAUACAAACACAACCCAUUUCCUUUUUUUUUUUUUUUUUUUUACAGUGGACACACACACAGUUUGUGUGUUGCAGACACAAUGUGCAAAGAGUGACGCUGAACAAGCCAUACAAGCCACUACAGGUGGUUAAAUCUUAGCCAGUCCAGGUGUGCCUGUGUUGAAAUCAGAGCGACUGGGUUUCACCCCAAACGUGAAUGUAUUUGUCUGAGGGUGUUUGUGCGAAUGUGUGUGUGAGAGCGGUUGAAUGCAGCAGUGUAUAUUACGAGCACAGUCCAGAUUAAGUCCAGCUCUGAAGCUUUUCUGUAGUUUUCAACCGUUCCAAUGUUUAUGAGACAGAAUGCUGUUUGUUAAUUCAUCUCAUAUUUACACUCCACUGCUGAAAUCAGAAAGCUUAUUCCUUCCUUUUUAUGCUCUUGUACAGUAUUAUUUUGUAUAUAUCUACAUAAAUAUUAUGCCUUAUCUUUCCCCAGUUGUUUUUUCAUGGUAACAUUAAAGGACAAAUUCAAA